AUGCUGCCUCCCAUGGCCUUCCCCAGCUUGUCCUGGAUGCUGUUCUCCUGCCUGGUGCUCCUAUCUCAGGUGCAAGGUGAAGACAACAAGACGGAAGUUUCCUCUCCACGAAGCAGCUGUCCCAAAGGUUCCUAUGCCUUUCGUUCCCACUGCUAUGCCUUGUUUAUGACACCAAAAUCCUGGAAUGAUGCAGAUAUUGCCUGCCAGAAACGACCCUCUGGAUUCCUAGUGUCUGUGCUCAGUGGGGCUGAGGCAUCCUUCCUGGCUUCUCUGGUCAAGAUCAAUUUGAACGCCUACUCAAACAUCUGGAUUGGGAUUCACGACCCCACAAAGGGCUAUGAGCCCAAUGCAGGUGGGUGGGAGUGGAGUAGUGACGAUGUGCUGAAUUACCUUGCUUGGGAGAGAAAUCCCGCCACCGUCUCAAACCCCGGCUACUGUGGGAGCCUGUCACGAAACUCAGGAUAUCUCUCAUGGAAAGAUUAUAACUGCAAUGAGAGGUUACCCUAUAUCUGCAAGUUCAAGUACUAG
Molecule: messenger RNA, 528 nt
Organism: Pteropus alecto (black flying fox)
Lineage: Eukaryota; Metazoa; Chordata; Mammalia; Chiroptera; Pteropodidae
Product: lithostathine
Exons: 5
Coding region: 1-528 (175 amino acids)
Biological process (GO): positive regulation of cell population proliferation; venom-mediated disruption of cell wall in another organism; antimicrobial humoral immune response mediated by antimicrobial peptide
Molecular function (GO): oligosaccharide binding; peptidoglycan binding; signaling receptor activity
Source: RefSeq, a predicted model, not a curated record